Messenger RNA from Talaromyces proteolyticus, 4929 nucleotides. Its product is annotated as Pfs, NACHT and ankyrin domain protein. The transcript has 3 exons. The record is from RefSeq and is a predicted model, not a curated record. NCBI's taxonomy places the organism in Eukaryota, Fungi, Ascomycota, Eurotiomycetes, Eurotiales, Trichocomaceae. Bases 1 to 4929 code for a protein of 1642 amino acids. Gene Ontology annotation, molecular function: catalytic activity; protein binding. Gene Ontology annotation, biological process: nucleoside metabolic process.
AUGGCUGACCAGCAAUUCUCGCACGAAGAUUACACGAUUGGAUGGAUAUGCGCUUUACCAGAGACGGAGAUGGUGGCCGCAGCAGCAAUGCUGGACGAAGAGCAUCCAGCAUUGCCAGCGGCCGACCCACAGGACGCGAAUUCGUAUCUCCUCGGCCGGACCGGCGAUCAUAAUGUGGUGAUUGCUUGCCUUCCUGCAGAAGAAACAGGCAAGGUAUCUGCUGCGACUGUUGCGAGAGACAUGGUCCGCAGCUUUCCAUCAAUCCGGUUUGGAUUGAUGGUUGGGAUUGGCGGAGGGGUACCAUAUCACGGCGCUCAGGAACAAGAUCCCAGUCAUAAAAAUGGGCAAAACGAUUCUGGCGAUGAGUCAGACGGUGAGGAAAUACCAGACGUCAGACUUGGUGAUGUCGUCAUCAGCCUGCAUUCCAAAUCAACCGAAGCUGUGGUGCAGUAUGAUUUUGGCAAGUCACUACAGGAAAAGGAAUUUAUCCAUACCGGUGGGAAGCUAAACAAGCCUCCACGUAUAGUGCUCAAUGCAGUUGCUAGGCUGAAGGCUGACCAUGCACGCGGACGCAGCAAGAUUCCCGAGCUGCUUUCACAAAUGGUGUCAGAAAACCCGGCCAUGGAGGUAAAAUUCCAGCAUCAAGGUUUCGAGAAAGACCGUCUCUUAAAACCUAAUAUUGUUCAUGUGGAGGGAAAAAGGUCGUGCAAAGCUUGCUGUGGGCCCGAUAAUGUUAACCUGAUAAGAAGGAAAGAACGGUCUGGGACGGCUCCAAAGAUUCACUAUGGAACGAUAGGAUCUGCUGAUCAAGUGAUGAAGGAUGCAAUCCUUAGAGAUCAGUGGGCGUCGAAGGAGAAUAUUUUAUGUUUCGAGAUGGAGGCUGCUGGGUUGAUGGAUUCGUUCCCCUGCCUCAUCAUUCGAGGCAUCUGUGACUACGCUGACUCCCAUAAGAACAAGAUCUGGCAGCCAUAUGCCGCUGCGACGGCCGCGUUAUAUGCCAAAGAGUUGUUGUUGGUUAUUCCUGGACAAGGUGUCUCAAUGCUAUCACCAAUCAAGCAGUUACCUGAAUUCUCUAAGCAGCUCAAAGAUUUGAAUCACGGCCUUGGGAAGGCUUUCGAACAGCGCGAAAACCACCACCAGGAACAAGUCAAGAGAAACUUAACAGAAGAUCAGCGUCACUGCCAUCAAGCCUUCAAGACAUCGACCUAUGAGAAACAUAAAAAUAGAAAUCCUGAUCGAGUCCAAGGAACCUGUGAGUGGGUCUUGAACAGUGUCGAGUAUCUACACUGGUGGAAAGCUACAAACAAUGACCUUUUAUGGAUCUCGGCUGAUCCUGGAUGCGGUAAAUCAGUGCUUGCUAAAUCAUUGGUUGACGACAUCCUUAAGGCCGCUGAUCCGAAAGUGACGAUUGUUUAUUUCUUCUUUAAGGAUAAUGAUGAGCAGAACAAUCUUGCCACUGCGUUGUGUGCUGUCCUUCAUCAACUUUUCAGUUUACAGCCUCAACUACUGCGACAUGCGUUACCAUUCUGGGAAAAGAGUCGAGAAAAGAUACAGUAUGAAGUUGAGGACCUGUGGCGCAUUUUCAUGGCCGCAAUGUCUGAUUUGGCAUCAAGCAAUACUAUCUGUGUUUUUGAUGCUCUUGAUGAGUGUGGAAGACAAGACCGGAAUCUGCUCAUUGAAAAGCUACAGAAGUACCAUGCUCAUCAUCAGCCGCCAACUCAAAAGAAUUGGUUGAAAUUCAUUGUUACUAGUCGACCAUAUGAUGAUAUUAAAGACCAUUUUCGGCCAGUGACCAAAUCGUUCCCGCAUAUCCACCUCCGCGGUGAAGAGGAGAAUGAUCAGAUCCAUAAGGAAAUUAAUCUGGUUGUGAAAAUUAAAGUUGCCGAGCUCGACGAAAGUUUAGACCUGAGUGCUCAGACAAGGGAAAGACUAGAAAGAGAGCUUCUCUAUAUGGAGCAUCGGACUUAUUUAUGGCUUUAUUUGGCGAUCGAUGAUAUUCGGACGACGUUCAAAGAUAGUUUGUGGCCAAAUCAAGAAUCAAUUCCCUUGAUUCCAAAAACAGUCGAUGCGGCAUACGAAAAAAUUCUAGAUCGAGUCACUCCGGAGAAAGAAGCGACAGUGAGAACAAUUUUACAAAUCAUCGUUGGUGCACGACGUCCAUUGACCAUCCAGGAAAUGGUCAUUGCCUUGGGAGUGUCAUUGGGCCGCGAGCGAAUAGCAGAAGAUGCAGGCGUUAGUGUAAGCAAAUUUGGUGAGAUAAUUCGGCGGCUAUGUGGGCUUUUUAUUUUCAUCAAAGAUUCUCGGAUAUAUCUCAUUCAUCAGACAGCAAGAGAGUUUCUCGUCCAGAAAGCCGAGCGGUCGUCCAGUUUCAAAUGGUAUCUUGAACCAAGCGAAACCGAAAUCAAAAUGACUCAAAUUUGCGUCCGAUACUUGCUCAUGGACGAUCUAAUCCUCACUGGAGGAGAACGUGGACAACACUUAUUAGAGUAUUCGUCACAGAACUGGGCCGAUCAUUACCGAGGUGUAUCAUCCCCAAUAACUGAAAUAGCGGAGGCGGCAUAUCAAUUAUAUGACUUUACCGCGGAACGAUUCAAUUUGUGGUUUCCAGUAUUUUGGAAGGCAACGAUGCCGUACAAAUACAAGCCUAAGAUGCAUGCUCUUCACUUAGCUGCCCUGAAUGGACAUGACGACAUAAUCCUUCGGUUAUUGCUGCAGAGUAGCAGUACCCCUCAUCACCGAGAUAGUUCAAGAACGACUGCACUGCAAUACGCAUCUUGGCGUGGAAAUUAUAAGAGUGUAGAUAUACUCUUAGAGAAGGGGGCCGAUAUCAAUGCACGGGGUGGACAGUAUGGAAAUGCUCUCCAGGCUGCUUCUCAAAAAGGACAUCUCGAUAUUGUGGAAGUCCUGUUAGAGAAGGGGGCCAAUGCCAAUGCACAGGGUGGACAGUAUGGAAAUGCUCUCCAGGCUGCUUCUCAAAAAGGACAUCUCGAUAUUGUGGAAGUCCUGUUAGAGAAGGGGGCCGAUGUCAAUGCACAGGGUGGAUGGUAUGGAAAUGCUCUCCAGGCUGCUUCUCAAAAAGGACAUCUCGAUAUUGUGAAAGUUCUGUUAGAGAAGGGGGUCGAUGUCAAUGCACAGGGUGGACAGUAUGGAAAUGCUCUCCAGGCUGCUUCUCUAGGACAUCUCGAUAUUGUGAGAGUCCUGUUAGAGACGGGGACCGAUAUCAAUGCACAGGGUGGACAGUAUGGAAAUGCUCUCCAGGCUGCUUCUCUAGGACAUCUCGAUAUUGUGACAGUACUGUUAGAGAAGGGGGCCGAUGCCAAUGCACAGGGUGGACGGUAUGGAAAUGCUCUCCAGGCUGCUUCACACAGAGGAUAUCUCGAUAUUGUGGAAGUCCUGUUAGAGAAGGGGGCCGAUAUCAAUGCACAGGGUGGAGAGUAUGGAAAUGCUCUCCAGGCUGCUUCUCUAGGACAUCUCGAUAUUGUGAAAGUAUUGUUAGAGACAGGGACCGAUAUCAAUGCACAGGGUGGACAGUAUGGAAAUGCUCUCCAGGCUGCUUCUCUAGGACAUCUCGAUAUUGUGAGAGUCCUGUUAGAGAAGGGGGCCGAUAUCAAUGCACAGGGUGGAUGGUAUGGAAAUGCUCUUCAGGCUGCUUCUCAAAGAGGACAUCUCGAUAUUGUGAAAGUCCUCUUAGAGAAGGGGGCCGAUAUCAAUGCACAGGGUGGAAAGUAUGGAAAUGCUCUCCAGGCUGCUUCUCUAGAACAUCUCGAUAUUGUGGAAGUCCUGUUAGAGACGGGGGUCGAUAUCAAUGCACAGGGUGGAGAGUAUGGCACUGCUCUUCAGGCUGCUUCUCACAUAGGACAUCUCGAUAUUGUGAAAGUCCUGUUAGAGAAGGGGGCCGAUAUCAAUGCACAGGGUGGACAGUAUGGAAAUGCUCUCCAGGCUGCUUCUCUAGGACAUCUCGAUAUUGUGAGAAUCCUGUUAGAGACGGGGGUCGAUAUCAAUGCACAGGGUGGAGAGUAUGGAAAUGCUCUCCAGGCUGCUUCUCUAAGACAUCUCGAUAUUGUGAAAGUCCUGUUAGAGAAGGGGGCCGAUGUCAAUGCACAGGGUGGAGAGUAUGGCACUGCUCUUCAGGCUGCUUCUCUAAUGGGAUAUCUUGAUAUUGUGAAAGUCCUGUUAGAGAAGGGGGCCGAUGUCAAUGCACAGGGUGGAGAGUAUGGAAAUGCUCUUCAGGCUGCUUCUCUAGGACAUCUCGAUAUUGUGAAAGUCCUGUUAGAGAAGGGGGCCGAUGUCAAUGUACAGGGUGGACGAUAUGGCACUGCUCUUCAGACUGCUUCUCUAAUAGGACAUCUCGAUAUUGUGAUAGUCCUGUUAGAGAAGGGGGCCAAUGCCAAUGCACAGGGUGGACAGUUUGGAAAUGCUCUCGAGGCUGCUUCUCAAAAAGGACAUCUCGAUAUUGUGAAAGUCCUCUUAGAGAAGGGGGCCGAUAUCAAUGCACAGGGUGGAAAGUAUGGAAAUGCUCUCCAGGCUGCUUCUCUAGGACAUCUCGUUAUUGUGAAAGUCCUGUUAGAGAAGGGGGCCAAUGUCAAUGCACAGGGUGGAUGGUAUGGAAAUGCUCUCCAGGCUGCUUCACACAGAGGGUAUCUCGAUAUUGUGGAAGUCCUGUUAGAGAAGGGGGCCGAUGUCAAUGCACAGGGUGGACAGUAUGGAAAUGCUCUCCAGGCUGCUUCUCUAGGACAUCUCGAUAUUGUGAAAGUCCUGUUAAAGAAGGGGGCCGAUAUCAAUGCACAGGGUGGACAGUAUGGAAAUGCUCUCCAGGCUGCUUCUCUAGGACAUCUCGAUAUUGUGAAAGUCCUGUUAGAGAAGGGGGCCGAUGUCAAUGCACAGGGUGGAGAGUAUGGAAAUAUUUGUUCUUCAAGCUUCUCUCGAUGA